This is a messenger RNA of Lepisosteus oculatus (spotted gar), 3012 nucleotides long. It is a transcript of the gene lrrc73, whose product is annotated as leucine rich repeat containing 73. Gene Ontology annotation, molecular function: protein binding. The record is from RefSeq and is a predicted model, not a curated record. Lineage: Eukaryota; Metazoa; Chordata; Actinopteri; Semionotiformes; Lepisosteidae.
GGUGCACUUGUUACAUCUAUUGCUCCGGCUCGUCUCUCUCCCCAGGACACACGCACAGACCUGCGUUUCUGCUAGGUAGCGCAACAUCGCAGGCAGUCCGGCGAGGGAAGGCAGCGUCUGUGGUGUACGGGCACGGGUAAUUCGUGCACUUUAAUAAUGCCCGUGGAAACGGCCUGCCUGCGAUAAACUGUACGUGAAAGAUCGGGGAGGUUCUUACGUGCUUUUUUUUUGCCAUGUUUGAAGACGAGGGGACACUGACGGCACCGUGUCCAUAGUAACCGACACCCGCAGCGCCUGCAAACAAACCUCCGUCUUCUUGAGGCACCAGCUCCGGCAUGACGGGGCGCCCGUCUCCCAGCGGGGAUAUUUACAUGCGAACCCGAAGUGGAGACUCUGGGAGGCGGACACCUCAUUAUUUAGCAUAGCUAAACGCCGCCGUAAGCUAGGUCGCAUGCAUAAUUCAUCAAGGGAAGUGAUACACGGCUGAAUUCACCGCGGGCCGCCCGAAGACGCCGGCUGUCGGGAACCGCGUCCAAACCCGGUUCACUGCAGCAGGGGAUCACCCGCGUCCCGGUUGCGGGAAACGAUGUGACCUGGCAUUGACGAUGAAUUAAACCGCAGCCCGAAUGCCCGAAGUCGCGUCUCCCACCGGCCGGUGUUUGUGGUAUAAAUUAGGCAGUCGAAUCGCACAGACCAUGCCGUUUGCCUGGCUGCGCUAAACCGGGGCGUGUGGAGGCUCGUCAAACUUACAAGGCAACCGGUCAGCUUUAGCCCUCUCUUGCAUCCGAAGAUAAAAAGCCAUGCAAUAAGGUUUCUGCGCCCGGCUGUGGGUUGCAACGCUAUCUUCCGGGCCCCGGCGCCGGUCCCGACAUGCUGCCGGGCUCUAUUCAGAUCACGGGAGAAGCCCUCUCGGGAGCCGAGAUCAAAGACAUUUGCGACAGCCUGAAGGAGAACAGCGUGCGGCUGCUGUCGGUCAGGGGCUGCCAGCUGUCCGACCGCGACUUCGGCCGGGUGUGCCGCGGCCUGACCGACUGCCACUCCGUGGCUCAGCUCAACCUCAACCUCGGCGUGGUCUCCAGCAUCGGCCGGGUCAAGCAGCUGGCCGAGGCGCUGCAGGCCAACAGGUCCAUCCAGGCUCUGUUUCUCCACGGGAGCCCGCUGAUGGAUGCCGGGCUGGCGGCUCUCAAUACUGCUCUGUCCACACACCCCUCGCUGGUGUCGCUGGACCUGGGCGACUGCAUGCUCGGGGACGAGGGGGUGCAGAUCAUCUGUGGCAUGCUGCCUCCGGACGGAGCCAAAUCAGGCCUGAAGGAGCUGACCCUCAGCGCCAACCCCGCCAUCACCUCCAAGGGCUGGGCGCGCCUGGCCAUCGCCGUGGCUCACAGCUCCCAGCUGCGCGUCCUCAAUCUGGACUACAACCCCCUGGGUGACCAGAUCGCUGGGAUGCUGGCAGUCGCCGUGGCUUCGAGCCGGACUCUGGAGGUACUGGAUCUAGAGGGAACAGGCCUCACCAACCAGUCCGCACAGAUCUUCCUGGACAUGGUGGAGAACUACCCGACGUGCCUGCGCAUGCUGGUGCUGGCCGAGAACGACAUCAGCGCCGAGCUGCAGCAGCAGAUCUCUGACCUGCUGUCGGAGGGGGAGGAGGACGACGAGGGGGCGGCGCGGGGCACCGGGGGGCCAGCCAGGGAGAAGACCACCUGGCUCUCACCAGGCAGUAAGGACUCCAGCUCCCAGAUGGUCCUGGUGACGUCGGGCCUGGGGGACAGCCUGCUGGCUGAGACCGAGAUGUGAGCCUCACGACAGUCGCCGGGCAGGAUGUGUAGCGCUUGUACACAGCCAACGGGAAAGGCACAAACGCUGAACACCAAGUGACUUAAGAGUGAAUUAUUUAUUUUAAAGAUGUACAGUCUAUAAAAAUAGAAACUUAUGGAACCAUAUGAAAUAGCCUCUGACGUAUAAGAACUACAUGCAGUUAAUGUUGUGAAUGUCGGCUAAGAGAAUAAACCUAUUUACAUCUUCUUAAGAAAAAGACUGGGGUGUCUUCUUUGCCCGGGUGCUUCCACUGCUAGGCUUGGAGGAGGGGGAGGGAAACACUUCACUGUAAAACUGCAGUCAUUGCCUGGACUGUGUAUCACCCCCCUCCAUUGGAACAAUCUGCUAAGGCUUCUCUCCCGGAAAGAGAGAAACACGGGAAAGUGAAACAUGCCCGGUCUUUUUUUGGUCUUCACCACAAAGCAUAUUAAUGACUUGGCACUGGGCAGAUUCCUAUUAGUCUAUAGCAGUGAAUAUUGCACUGUGUGGUAUAAAAUCAACAUGACUAAAAUACAACAGUUUCAUACAGACACUAAAAACUAAAACCUGUCCUGUGCUUAUGUGUAUAAAAGAAAAAAACAAAUCCCCAGCAAAUGUUAAAAUACCAUCGAUACCGAGUUAGCUGGUAGGAAAGGGAGAACAGACUCUAGUUCAGCACAAAGUAUCUUCAUCACUUUUGUUUUGAUCAGUUUUUUUUCUGUUUUCUACUUUCCCAUCACAUGAAAGUGAACCAUUUUGAAAGCUCCCACUGUGAUUUGUCCUUAUUUGCAGUACAAAGGUGCAACUUAUACGCACUCAUCAGUAUCAAAGUGUCUCUACACUUUUGUGUGCAAGAUGCCUUUGUUCUGCCGCAUUGCUUUUGCUGGGUUACCUGAGCACUGUGCGGAUGAGCAUCACCAUAAAACUACAAAGCCGCACAGCCAGUGUGGUGUGGUACUCUCAGUACGAUACCUUUCUCCAGCUGUGUGAAUGAAAUACAUUCAGGAUCGUAAGAGAAAAAGGUCAACUAUAUACUGUUUUACAAAACCUGCUAAUGGUUGUAGAAUAACGUUCUCUGGCAAGCAUCUUUAUACCUUAAUAAAAUCUGCAGAAUGCCUGUAAAAGUUGCAUUACAGAUUUCUCUGCUGAAUGAAAGAACAUGAAUAUGAAAAUGUUUUCUUUUCAGACUACCAAGUGUAAAAGUUCAACGCAUCAUGG